GCGUAUUCAGAUUACAAACUCGUAGGACUAGUGCAGUAAGUCCUGAAACCAUACAAUUCCGCCCUCAAAAUCACUCUCAUCUCCCGCCCAAUGGCAACCAUCGCCCGUCCAGAACAAUGGAUGAAUACCUCCGGGGAGAUGACCCCAGUAUGGGUUCAUAAGAUGCCCUUCUCCAAAUACCCUCGGUUUGAGACAUUGUCGCACGACAUCAAAACCGACGUCUGCGUGGUCGGCUCUGGAAUAGCGGGGAUAUCCACUGCCUAUGAGCUCAUCACGCGCGGCAAGAAGGUGACGAUGAUCGAGGCUCGGAAUGUGCUUUCGGGCGAGAGUGGAAGAACUAGCGGCCAUUUGUCGAAUGCCUUGGAUGAUGGCUAUACCGCGAUUGCGAAGAAGCACGGGAAGGAGGGAGCGAAAAUCGCGGCCGAUAGUCACACCUGGGCGAUUGAUCGCGCGGGGGAUAUUGUCAAAAAGCUGAAAUUGGACUGCGAGUUCCGGUAUUUGCCCGCGAUUGAGAUCUCCCAGUACCCUCGUGGAGAUCCGAAGCAUGAUAAGGAGGUAGGGGUUAUGCGAGAGGAAGUUGAUGCCGCUACCAAAGCUGGGUUGCAUGCGUCGUUCCGCGAAGGCCUUGCGAUUCAGGGAUGGGAUGGGGAAAUUGAUCAGCGUGAUGGAGCUUUGUUUACUGGUCAGGGGACGUUCCAUCCAACCAAGUACAUGGUGGGUAUGCUUGAGUGGUUGAGAACCCAUCCGAACUUCCAGUGCUUCACGCAUACGAGGAUGGCGUCUAUCGAAGAAAACGACCGUGUUCAGGUUCGCACGGCUAAUGGCAACACGAUCACGGCCAGUGAUGUGGUUCAGGCUACCUGUGUGCCCAUCCAGAAGUUAAGCGUCAUUGCCGAAAUGGAAUAUAUGCGGACAUACUGUAUUGCCAUCCGAGUUCCUAAGAACUAUAUCGAGGACUGCCUUAUCUACGACCAAGCGGACGCAUACAAGUAUGUCCGCUUCACGGAUUGCGACGAAAACGAUGACUACCUUGUUAUCGGAGGAUGCGAUCAUAAAGUGGGUCAGGAGCAAGUAGAGGGUCGCUUCCAAGAGCUGGAAACAUGGGUGCGUGAGCGAUUCACCAAGGCCGGCUCCGUUGACUAUAAAUGGAGCGGACAGAUCUUUGAGCCAGUAGACUACAUGGCCUUUAUUGGAAAGAACCAAGGCACAAAUCAUACCUAUGUUGUUACUGGCGAUAGCGGAAACGGACUCACUCACGGUAUACUGGCGGGGAAACUGAUCGCAGACGAGAUUGAAGGAGUCGAGAACCCAUGGGCAAGCCUUUACAAUCCCAAACGACUUACAAGUGUUGUCAAAUCGCUUGGAAGCAUGCUGGAGCAUGACAUACAAAUCAAUACCCAAUACAAGCGCUACCUACAAACUGACAUUAAGGAUAUCGAAGAUCUGGCGGUGGGGAGUGGUGGUGUACUUAACAAGGCCGACACAUCAGCGCCGAUGGCCGUGUACAAGGAUGAGGGAGGCCAAACGCAUCGCUUCAGCGCUAUCUGCCCUCAUAUGAAGGCGGUACUCAGCUGGAAUGCCGCAGAGAAGAGCUGGGAUUGUCCGGUCCAUGGAAGUCGGUUUAGCUGCGACGGUGUCUGCGUUGAGGGUCCAGCCAAGUCGAACCUUACGCCCUUGGAUGACUUUUCGAAAACCAAACAGCAGGAGCAAGAAGCAUUGUAA
Molecule: messenger RNA, 1722 nt
Organism: Aspergillus caelatus
Lineage: Eukaryota; Fungi; Ascomycota; Eurotiomycetes; Eurotiales; Aspergillaceae
Product: FAD-dependent oxidoreductase
Exons: 1
Coding region: 91-1722 (543 amino acids)
Cellular component (GO): cytoplasm
Molecular function (GO): 2 iron, 2 sulfur cluster binding; oxidoreductase activity
Source: RefSeq, a predicted model, not a curated record